Molecule: messenger RNA, 462 nt
Organism: Rhizophagus irregularis DAOM 181602=DAOM 197198
Lineage: Eukaryota; Fungi; Glomeromycota; Glomeromycetes; Glomerales; Glomeraceae
Source: RefSeq, a predicted model, not a curated record
AUGGUGGUAGUUCAUGAAAUUUGUGCACGCGUUCAAAAUGGCUUUAGAGCCCGUUUACAAAGUAUUGCUGUUCCAGAUACAAAAAUGAACCUUGCGAUUUCCAUGAUCCUUUAUCGGCAGGGUUUUAUUUCUUCUGUACAACGUGGUAAUCACCUUGAACCAGAUAAAAAUGUUGUCAAAACUCAACCACACAAUAUUGCAAGUCGAAGGUUAUGGCUUGACCUUAAAUAUCGAGACAAUAAACCAGUUUUACAAAAUAUGUCUUGCGUUAGCAAGAGUUCAAAAAGAGUAUAUAUGAACGUUGAAGAGCUUAAAAAUCUGACCACUGGAAAGAGGGCUAAAUUUAUUCCACCUUUAAAGCUCGGUGAAAUUGCUAUCAUUGGGACAUCUCGUGGUGUCUUGGAAAUUAAAGAAGCUAUUGAGCAAAAUCAUGGUGGAGAAGUACUUUGUAGGGUUAUCUAA